Arabis nemorensis is the source of this 1623-nucleotide messenger RNA. Lineage: Eukaryota; Viridiplantae; Streptophyta; Magnoliopsida; Brassicales; Brassicaceae. The record is from the annotation of a GenBank genome assembly.
AUGGAUAAACAUUUGGAUUCAAGGAAUCAAGUGGUUGAAGAAAUCAUGAGAAUUCAUAAAUCUUUACCUUCAAGACCAGAGAUUGACGAUGUUGAAGCUGCAACAUCUUUAAUACAGAACGUUGAAAAAGACGUUUUUGCUCGUUUGGAAGCCAUUGAUAAACAGGUUAAAACCUCCGAUGUUCCUCAAGAGUUAUUCGACGUGUUGCAGGAGAUGAGGAAAGGUCUUGUAUUUUACCAGAGCAAAGAACAGAAGAGAGAAGCCACGAAAAUGCUCGAUCUGGAAUCUGCACACCUUGUGUUCGACGAAUUGAUUCAGAGAGCUUUUCGUUGCAUUGCUUCUCCGUCUCCUUCCUCCUCAAAUGGGUCUACCGAUAUGCCUCGGACGGAACCGGAACCAGCGUCAACGCCGGUUGUUUCUUUUGUUUCUCCGGCGAGUUUGUAUUUUUCCGAUCAAACUCCGGUUAAGUCCAAGGAAAUGUUCACGCGUGAUGAUACGUUUGUGACGACGAAAGCCAAAUCUUCGCUUUAUAGUGAUGGAUUAUUAGCUCCUCGCAAGCCUCAGAUUUCUGAUUCAACACUGAAAGUCACCGGCAAUGAUGGGGAGAAGUUGAGUCUUAUAAAACUUGCUAGUUUGAUUGAAGUAUCGGCCAAGAAAGCUACACAGGAACUAAAUCUGCAGCAUAAGCUGAUGGAUCAGCUCGAAUGGCUUCCAGAUUCUAUAGGCAAGUUAUCGAGUUUGGUUAGGCUAGAUUUGUCUGAGAAUUGCAUCAUGGUACUACCCGCAGCCAUAGGAGGGCUUUUGUCCUUGACGAGGCUUGAUUUGCAUUCGAAUAGAAUUGGUCAGCUCCCUGAAUCUAUAGGAGAUUUGAUAAACUUGGUCAACCUGAAUCUUAGUGGAAACCAGUUAUCAUCUCUGCCUUCAGCAGUUAGUAGAUUGAUAAAUCUCGAGGAACUUGAUUUGAGCUCUAAUAGCCUCUCCGUACUUCCUGAAUCCAUCGGUUCUCUCGUGAGCCUAAAGAAGCUCGAUGUUGAAACAAACAAUAUCGAAGAGAUUCCGCAUAGUAUCUCGGGUUGUUCAUCCCUGAAAGAACUCCGCGCAGAUUACAACAGGCUUAAAGCUCUUCCGGAAGCUGUUGGGAAGAUAACUACCUUGGAAAUUCUGACUGUCCGUUACAAUAACAUUCGGCAGUUACCCACAACAAUGUCCUCCAUGGCUAACCUCAAAGAGCUAGAUGUGAGUUUCAAUGAGCUUGAGUCAGUACCAGAGAGCUUAUGUUAUGCCACAACGCUUGUGAAGCUUAACAUCGGGAAUAAUUUUGCCAACCUGAGAUCACUCCCGGGGUUAAUAGGCAACCUUGAGAAGCUAGAAGAGCUUGAUAUGAGCAAUAACCAGAUCCGUUUCCUUCCCUACUCAUUCAAAACGCUUUCACAGCUGCGUGUUCUUUGCACAGAACAAAAUCCCCUUGAAGAGCUUCCAAGAGAUAUAACCGAAAAGGGCGCUCAGGCUGUGGUGCAAUACAUGAAUGACCUCGUGGAGGCAAGAAACACCAAAUCUCAAAGAAUUAGGCCGAAAAAGAGCUGGGUCAACAGUAUCUGCUUCUUCUGCAAGUCUACGAACUAA